CAAUCGAGCACCAUUUGACGACCACGGCCAUCACACAGCUUUGCGGUGGCUCCAAACAUCCACUGCUCGGGACAAAUGUCGGCAAGUAACACCCUGCUUGCCAGCCUGAUGGCCGAUGAUCGCACUGGAGCGAUGAAGGCCUCAGCGAACCCGACAUGGGACGAACGUGUGGGCCUCACGUCUGAGCGUGCGGAAGGGUUGCUCGAAGAGUGGGGGCCGAACGAGAUUCCGACGCCCGAGACGCCUCUGUUGAAAAUCAUACUGAAGCAGUUCACUGGCACCAUGCCGCUCAUGCUCGAGUUGAGCUGCCUGUUGUCCGCCGUUGCCCAGGACUGGCCCGACUUCGGUGUCAUCGCCGCCAUGCUGAUCGUGAACGCCGCUCUCGGUUUUCGCGAGGAGAUGAAGGCAAAGCGCGCGCUAGACGACCUCACCAAGUCCAUGGAGUCUACCGUAACAUGCUUGCGCGACGGUGCGCCGACUGUCCUCGGGGUGACCAGACUGGUGCCAGGGGAUGUGAUCCACCUGCGUGGGGGUUCGAUGACGCCUGCAGACGUCGAGUGGCUGGAAGGCGACGUGCUCAGCGUGGACACGGCGGCCCUCACAGGCGAGCCGAUCCCCCGCAAGUACCCGUCCGACGAGUACGGCAAGAUGAUCCUCUCUGGGACCACGAUCAAGUCGGGCGAGAGUUACUGCAUAGUGCGGCAGACAGGCGUCCGAACGGAGAUCGGCCAGGGCCAGGCCGACAUCCUGGCCGAUCGUGCGCAGGCGAGUGUGUCGGUUUUCGAGCAGAGGAUCAUGGUCGUGGUGAACGUCAUCAUCGCCCUGGCCGUCCUCGACGCCAUCUGUCUAGUUCUCGUCCAGGGGUUCGCUCGCGAUGGGUUCCGUCCAGACGAGCGCAACAAGACGCUGCUCACAGCCCUGUCCGUCUUGAUUGCCGCGGUGCCUGUUGCGUUGCCGCUCGUGCUGCAGGUGACCAUGGCGAUAGGCGCUUACCGCAUGGCCACCCGCCACAAUGCCAUCGUGACGCGCAUGUCCGCGUUGCAGGACAUCGCGUCCAUGGACGUGCUCUGCUCCGACAAGACCGGCACGCUGACUACCGCAAUGAUGAGCAUCAACCUGGAUCUGAUAUGGCCAGCGUCCGAUGCGGGUUUCCAGGUGCUCGGCUCGCUGAGCGACCACCCUGGAUUUUCCAAGACCUCCGAGCGGAGGACGCAGCAGGCGCUGCUGCUCAUGGCGCUGCUCAGCGCCAACAAGGACAAGCGGGACGAUGCCAUCGACGGCGCUGUGCUCCGCGCGUUUGACGCGAUGAAGGAAACGUGGGGCGGCGAGCUGGCGGCCGCCGAGGCCGCGUACGAGCAGCUCGAGCUUACCGGGUUCAAUCCUGAGGUGAAGCGCACCGUUGCUCGUGUCAGGUGCCGCUCGGACGGGCGGGUGAUCGUGGUGGCGAAGGGGCUCGCCACGAAGGUGCUGGACACCGCGGCGGGCGGCACCGACGACGGGGCGCUCCAGUGGCGCUGCGCGGAGCUGGACGACCCGAACAGGCCAGACUUCGGCGCGGCGGUGGGCAGGAGGGACGAGGAGCUCUCGGCGAUGGGCUACAAGACCCUGGCCGUGGCCAUCGGCGUCGAGGGCGGCGACAUGCACUUCCUGGGCCUGCUCCCGAUGAUCGACCCUCCGCGCGCCGACACGGCCACCACCGUGGGCCGCCUGCUGGAUGCUGGGGUCGAGGUGAAGAUGAUCACGGGGGACCACCUGAACAUUGCGAAGGAGACCGCCCGCUUGGUGGGCAUGGACACCAACAUCCUGCCCGGCGAGACGACCCGGGACGGGUCCCGCACCCACGAUGAGCUCAUCCGCAGCGCGGGCGGCUUCGCCCAGGUCCUGCCGCGGGACAAGCGCGAGUGCGUGCUCUCGCUGCAGCGCUCCUACGGCCUCGUGGUGGGCAUGACCGGGGAUGGCGUGAACGACGCGCCCGCGCUGUCGGCCGCGCAGUGCGGCAUCGCCGUGGACGACGCCACCGACGCGGCGAAGGCCGCAGCCUCCAUGAUACUGACCGCCGAGGGGCUCAGCGCCGUCUUCGGCGCCGUGGUGGAGUCGCGGAAGAUCUUUGCACGGCUCUUCUCGUACGUGUCCUACCGGUUGGCAGCGACGAUCCAGAUCCUGCUGUUCCUCAGCGUCCUCGUCUACGCGUUCGAUUGCAGCCUGAGCCCGCUGUACGUCAUCCUGCUAGCGCUCUUCAACGACAUCACGAUGAUUCCCGUCGCCGAGGACAGGCAGGUGGCGUCGGCGGAACCGCAGCACGCGUCGGUCGCCAACCUCGUCGGCUUCUCGGCCACCUUGGGGCUCGCCCAGUCCCUCGCCUCCAUGACCUUCUACCUGAUGAUGGACAAGGGGCUCGUGCAGGGCCUGGGCUCCGAAGCCGGCUACCCCCGGGGGGUGCACGCGCAGAACGCGAUCUGGCUGCAGGUGUCGAUCGCCGCCGAGCUGCUCAUCUUCGCCGCACGGGCCCCGGGCCUCUUCUUCUUCAGCCGGCCCUCCACCGAGCUGCUGCUGUCCACCAUUCGGGGGAGCGUAAGACCCGGGUUUGCCAGGACUCGGGUUCGCCAUCGUUUUUUGACGACCGCGACUCGGAUUUUGACGAGGAGGAGUUUCGUGGGAUGUCUGCAGCGGGAGGCCUCGUCAAAAUGCAGGCUCGGCCUCGUCAUUUUUUUGACGACCUCGUCGGGGAUUUCCGAGUCCCCCGUACCCGGGUCUUACGUCUCCCCGAACCAUGCUGGGCAACGCCGUCUGCACGGUGCUCGCCGUCUGCGCCUUCGCCGAGCCCCUGGGCUGGCAGGAGGCGAGCACCAUCUGGGCGUUCGACGUCGCGGCGCUGUUCGCGGUGGUCGGCUGCGCCCGGGAAUGAUCGAGGGGAAGGGGCUUCCUUUCGACUCAAUUACUCACCACCCACCAAACCACCCCAACCCAACCCGAAGGCUUAGAUUUAUCCUCGAUUUCCAGUGGGGGGGGGUCGUGGAACAUCGAGAAAACACGUAUGGAACCCGUACCCCCCCCAACCUGAAAUUCGGGUCUUCGGGUUGGGUUGGGGUGGUCUGGUAG
Prorocentrum cordatum is the source of this 3099-nucleotide messenger RNA. NCBI's taxonomy places the organism in Eukaryota, Dinophyceae, Prorocentrales, Prorocentraceae. The record is from the annotation of a GenBank genome assembly.